AUGCCAUUUGCUUUCUUCGCUCCCCUUCUCCUACGGCACAACCACCCCCCUUGUAAUAGCGCUGCACUGGCCACUGGCGCCGCCAACCCCAGUGGAGUUACAGAGGGUCGCCUCCAGGUUUGUGGUGGAGCAGGUCGCCGGUCUUUUUUUCCCAAUCUGCAACGUCAACCGCUCCGAGAGCUCCAACAUUGUCGCCUCCUGGAAUUUUCUUGCCUCCCCGCUGCUGCCAUUUGUGUUUGCUUUGGCCAUGACGAUAUCGAGAGCACAGUAGUUCAACGCACCACAGAGCUACACUGUCUUUCUUGUCUCUUCUGCCGUCAAAUGCCUUUGCGUCUGCGGCCAGGGGCAGCUGGUGGCGGCAACAGCUCCAACGGCACGCAACAGCAGCAGCAGCAGCAACUCAACACCGGCUUCUAUCAGUACCAGCGUCGACAAGAUGGCCCUCCUUACCCGUUUACUUCCCUGCUUGCCUCGUCCUCUUCCUCUUCUUCCAUGAACCCUUAUGCAGCAGCUCCUCGCGCGCACAAUGCUUACCAACGACCAGCAGACGGCAUCGGCCGAAACCCGGGAUACCAACCGCGAGCCCGCGUGACAGAGCGAUACCGAAUCGUCGGCUUCAUCAGCAGCGGUACAUAUGGACGAGUAUACAAGGCCGUAGGGCGCAGCGGCGUCAUCUCGACGGACGCCAUGGGCGUGUCGUCGACAGCUGGUGGACACGAGGUGGCUAUCAAAAAGUUCAAGCCCGACAAGGAGGGCGAGCAGGUCAGCUAUACGGGUAUCUCGCAGAGUGCUAUCCGCGAGAUGAGCCUCUGCAGCGAACUCAAGCACGCCAAUGUCAUCCGCCUGGUCGAAAUCAUUCUCGAGGACAAGUGCAUCUUCAUGGUCUUUGAAUACGCCGAGCACGACUUGCUCCAAAUCAUCCACCACCACACACAGCAGCCGCGCCAGCCGAUUCCUCCCGCCACUGUAAAAAGUAUCAUGUUCCAACUGCUCAACGGCUGCCACUAUCUUCACACCAACUGGGUGCUACAUCGCGAUCUGAAACCCGCCAACAUCAUGGUCACAUCGUCUGGCGAAGUCAAGAUUGGUGACUUGGGUCUUGCUCGACGCUUCGACAAGCCCUUACACUCGCUCUUCAACGGUGACAAGGUCGUCGUCACCAUCUGGUACCGUGCGCCUGAGCUUAUACUCGGCUCCUAUCAUUACACGCCGGCCAUCGACAUGUGGGCCGUGGGCUGCAUCUUUGCCGAGCUGCUCUCGCUGCGUCCCAUCUUCAAAGGCGAGGAGGCCAAGAUGGACAGCAAGAAGACGGUUCCGUUUCAGCGUAAUCAGAUGCAGAAGAUUAUGGAAAUCAUGGGUGCCCCGACUAAAAGCAAGUGGCCCCUGCUCUCCACGAUGCCCGAGUACGGCCAGCUUAACACCCUUGUCGCCUCGCUCACGCCAUCAUCCUCAUCACGCCACCAGUCCUCGCACGGCAUCCCUCCUUCAUCCAAUCUUGAAAAGUGGUACAACAAUACCAUCCAUAACGCACCCACUAGCACAAACGUCUCAUCUACCUCCUCUUCCUCUCUCGUCUCUCUCGGGCAGGAUGGCUACCGCCUCCUCUCUGGUCUUCUCGAAUACGACCCCACGAAGCGUCUAACGGCGGCCCAGGCGCUUCAGCUUCCCUUCUUCAGCACCGGUGACAAAGUUAGCGCCAAUGCUUUCGAGGGAAUCAAGUUUGAAUACCCCCACCGCCGCGUCAGUCAAGACGAUAACGAUAUCCGCACCAACAGCUUACCGGGCACCAAAAGAACCGGACUGGCUGACGAUUCCCUUCUUCGCCCGUCAAAACGAGUCAAGGAGUAA
This is a messenger RNA of [Torrubiella] hemipterigena, 1848 nucleotides long. The record is from the annotation of a GenBank genome assembly. NCBI's taxonomy places the organism in Eukaryota, Fungi, Ascomycota, Sordariomycetes, Hypocreales, Clavicipitaceae.